Molecule: messenger RNA, 938 nt
Organism: Cannabis sativa
Lineage: Eukaryota; Viridiplantae; Streptophyta; Magnoliopsida; Rosales; Cannabaceae
Product: 21 kDa protein-like
Exons: 1
Coding region: 116-748 (210 amino acids)
Biological process (GO): negative regulation of catalytic activity
Molecular function (GO): enzyme inhibitor activity
Source: RefSeq, a predicted model, not a curated record
GAUUCUCUAAAAUUCUUCCUUACGAAUUUGUAGCUAUAAAUUGGUAUUCAUUUCUCUCCUCAUUUUACCAUCUCCUAAUUAGUAAUAACAAUAGUCCAAUUAAGAUAUAUAAGCUAUGGAAACCACAUUAUCUUGCACAAAUUUUGUCACACUCCUCAUUUUUCUUUGUGCUACUUUCUACAAGCUAGACUCAACCUUGGCCGCGGCGGCGGCCAGAGCUGGAGUCAAUCCAGUGUCUAAAAUCGCUACAGGGUUCAUCAGAACAUCUUGUAGCCAAACAACCUACCCAAGACUUUGCUUUAGCUCUCUGUCAAUCCAUGCCCAAAAAAUCCAAACAAGCCCUCAACUUCUAGCCGGAACAGCCUUAAACGUGACACUGUCCUCGGCCAAGGCCACGACCGCCAUGAUGUCAAGGCUCUCAUUGAGCCACGGACUGAAGCCCAGAGAGGUUUCGGCUAUGAAGGAUUGCGUUGAGGAGCUGAGUGAGACUGUAGACGAGCUGAGGAGGUCCAUUGGCGAGAUGAGUAAGCUAAAAGGCCAUAAUGCUGAUUUUAAGCUCAUGAUAAACGACAUUCAAACUUGGGUCAGCGCAGCUUUGACCGAUGAGAACACUUGUUCUGAUGGGUUCCAAGGGAAAACUUUGAAUGGGAAUUUGAAGACUGUCGUUAGAGGCAGAAUUGUCAAUGUUGCACAAUUGACUAGCAAUGCUUUGGCUUUGAUCAACAGAUAUGCUUUGAUUCGUGGAUAGGCUAGAAUUAAAAAAAUAUAUAAUUUAAAUAAUUAGUAUAUUAUUAAGGUUUGGUUAAGUUUGGACCAACUUAAUUAUGAGUUGUUUAAUUGUGUGGCGAGAUUUAGUAGUGUGGUCAUUAACAUUAAGUAUUGUUUUUUUCAUUGCUAUAUAUUUCAACGUGAGAUUAUGAAUGCAAUUCAUUGAUAUA